This is a messenger RNA of Tachysurus vachellii, 7803 nucleotides long. It is a transcript of the gene tubgcp6, whose product is annotated as tubulin gamma complex component 6. Bases 255 to 7112 code for a protein of 2285 amino acids. Gene Ontology annotation, molecular function: gamma-tubulin binding; microtubule minus-end binding. The record is from RefSeq and is a predicted model, not a curated record. Lineage: Eukaryota; Metazoa; Chordata; Actinopteri; Siluriformes; Bagridae. Gene Ontology annotation, biological process: mitotic cell cycle; microtubule nucleation; cytoplasmic microtubule organization. The transcript is spliced from 25 exons. Gene Ontology annotation, cellular component: centrosome; spindle pole; equatorial microtubule organizing center.
CCAAGGCAAAUGACAGGAGACUGUUUGUGUAUUUUUUCUAUUCAUGAACAAUAAGAUUAAUGUAUUUUUUAUAAGUUGUACGUAACUACAUAUAAAUCCCAUGGAGUUGUAGUUAACUGGUUUACAGGAUUGGCGUUUUCCGGUUUUAACAAUGAGUACCAGGAGACUAACGGAUGCAGUCCUAACAACGCUGCACUGCUACAGCGGUAUAAUCCGGGAGUGCUGCGGUUACAUCGUACACUGAGGACGUCAUCAUGUAUAGUAAACGUGGUAUAUCAGAGAUGUCCUCUGUUCCCAUGAGCAGCAGCAGCAUUACAGGUCUCCUGUCUGCACUGUGUGAUCGCAGCUUGUCCGGAGUGUCAUGGAAGCGCCGCACUUUCAGUGGUGUCCCUCGUGCAUCGCUCCACCGCACCCUCCGUAGACGUGCCUACGCAAUGCUGCUUUCCAAACUUUUCCAGGACAGUUCAUCCAAACCCACAUCGUCAAUGACGAGCGCUUUAGCCUGCACACCAUCUUACAACAAAAUGCUUAUGAUCUCCUUUGACCUGCGCGUCUCGGGUCGUGCCGAGGACGCAGAGAGGCUUGAGGGUCUGCUGGGGCAGCUGCGUAAAGCAGGCCGCUCCUCAGGUCUGACUGAACUGGACUCAGUGCUGGAGCUCUUGGCACAGCUGGCAGGUUCAGGUCCUCCCCCCGUGUCCUCGUUCAGCAGGGACUGCAUGCGGCGUGAGCGGCCUGUGCUGCGCAGACCUCCACUGUCUGGUUACCUCAGCGAGGAGCUGCAGAGGCUGGAGAGUAGGACCUGGGCUCUGGUGUGUGAGGAGGAGUGGGGAGAGCUCAGGGGGGUUUGCAGGACUCUUAGCAUAUUGGAUGCUCCACCAGGGACCGGACUGUUUGGAUUGGAGAGAAGGUUGGAAGGAGAGGAGAGGUUCGAGAGAGACACUAGGCUGUCUCUGUUUGGAGCGCUGCAGCACUCAAGGACAGCGGAUUUAGAUGUCCGGCUGGACCUGCCACCAGUGCCCAGUAACGCAGAGGUCACAGGACUCAAUAUACGGGUUCCUCAGUGUUUGGAUCAGUCUGAGGAUGAAGGAUUCCAGUCUGCCUCUAAUCUGACUCCUGACUCACAGUCUGAGCAGAGCCCCAGCCCUGAGCCUGACGUAUGGGAGGCCUUGCGCACUUUUGUACCUGCUAGACGUCGCUGCUGGGAAAACGUGGGCUGUCCUCCGGGUCAGAAAGAGCCUCCGUAUCUGACGGAAGCAGGCAGACAAGCGUUUGACCAGUUGUAUCGGCUUUGGGAAGGCGAGAUGAGGAACAUGCUCUCCUCUCACACUCCCUCUCCUCUCCUGCCCCUGCCUCUGGACUGCCAGACUCAGCUAGUUAAAGACCUCCUCAACGUGCUGAUAGGCGUGGCUUCUGUCACUUUCCCCCUCAAUGAGUCGAGUGUACAGUUUGAUGUGCGUGCGGAUGUGUGUGUGUCUGGAACGUCCCCGGAGAGCGUGUCUCGCCUGUUAGAGGAGCUGGCGCAGUACGGCACGCAUUACCUUCGCCUGAGCCGCUUCUCUCUGGGCUCUGCUGAUAAGAAAGGCCUGGUGUUUCAGGCGUUUACAGCCGGCCUGCGGCGCUAUCUGCACUACUACAGAGCGUGUGUACUAAGCACACCCGCCACUCUCAGCCUCCUCACCAUCGGCUUCCAUUUCCGCAAGCUGGGCCGACAGCUCAGGUACCUCUCAGAGCUGUGCUGUGUGGAUGGCACUGGUGGGUCAUGUCAGGCAGGGUUUCCUGUGGGUGUGAAGCUUCUCUCCUACCUGUACAACGAAGCACAGAGCAACUGCAGCAAUGAGAACUACCCUGUACUGCUGUCUCUGCUCAAGAGCAGCUGUGAGCCUUACACACGGUUUGUAUCAGAUUGGGUGUACAGUGGCGUCUUCAGAGACGUCUAUAAAGAGUUCCUGAUCCAGGUGAACGAGGACUACCUGAGCUACAGAGAUAAGCAUUUCUGGGUGCAGGGCUACACUCUGAUCUCUCAGGACGCAGAGGACUGCGUGCCCGUGUUCCUUCGUCAUAUCGCCAACGAUGUUUACGUCUGUGGAAAAACCAUCAACCUGCUGAAAAUCUGCUGCCCACAGCAUUAUAUCUGGUCGGAGGUGCCUGUGCCUCGUAUCGCCGUGACGUUCUCUCUGAGGGAGGUGGAGGAAAUCGAGAGAGACUGCGCCGUGUACCGUGGCCGCAUGGAGACCAUCGCCAAGCAGAGCGCCGUCAGCAGAGAGGAGCAGGCGUUACGUACCGAGCUGGCACGACAAGAGCUCAUCAAUCAGGUCAGAGAGUCAGCAGCCAAGACGCUGGAGAGCAUCCGAGGCCGCCAGGUGUCACAGCGUCUGGCUGAGGAGGCGAAGAAAAGAGAUCGCUACGAAGAGAUGAGGCAGCAGCUAGAGCUCGACCAAGAGUGGCGGAGCGCUGUUAGAAAGAAGGAGCAGGAGGAUGACUAUAGCUUUGCCCGAGAGCUUAGAGACAGAGAACAGAGGCUGCAGGCCCUCGAGGAGCAGCUGGAGCACAGGGCACGCAUGGACCUGAUAGCGCAGUACAGCCGUCUGUCUGAGGAGGCAGCUAAGAAAGAGCGGAGAGCCAUGUGGAAAGUACAGAGGAUUAGACUACAUGAAGCCAGAGUGAACUUCCUACAGCAGGAUCAACACGCCAUACAGACUCUGCUUGUGAGAUAUCCUUUAGGACAGGAAUGCCCCAUUCAGGAUCCAGCCCUUACAAAGAAACCACCUGAGAAUCAGCAGGAAUCCCAAGCUUCUGAGAUACAAAUGAAAAAUAUGACCAUGGAGCAGGAGCCCACUGCUCCUUCUGAUAUGAAUCUGCCUCCUCCUGGCCCUCCUGCAGUUCUUCCCCCUUCCACCAGGAACAUUGAUGUUCUGAUCUCAGAUCAAAUUAACAUUACAGACCUCCUCCCUCCACGUCCUGCGGACAGUGCAACAGUGGCGCAGGCUCUACAGGACAUCGGCUGUGACCUCUCUGAAUUCUCCAGAAUCCCUGAUUCAGACUAUGACUUCUCCUCCCCCUAUAGCCCUUUGGAAUGCCUUAGGCCCCAGUCAUGCUCUGCUCUUCCAUCCCUCUCCUACCAAGUCCCAGAGCCUGGGGCAAAUCAACAUGGCCAUCCUUCACAUAAUUCACUUCAGCUGGAAGAUGGUGCUGCCUCAGGGCAUAAGUCGCAGACACGAGAGCAAAACAUGGCCCCGAAUAAAUGUCAGGAGACAAACAAACUGCUGAAAGAGAAGAUUUUAUAUGGAGAAGAAAAGGAACCUUCACCAUGUGGUGUGGUGUUGGAGCCAAAACUACCAAAAGUUAGCAUGGCAGAGAAGUGCAAAGCUAUUGAGCAACAUGCUCAGCCCCUUUUGACAUUAGAUGAACAAAUGCCAAUAGAUCUCCCUCUGAUCCCUGUUAGUAGCCCAGACUCUAAUGUCCAAAACAAACCUAAGAACAAGGUCUCAGUGGGAGAUGGUGUUUCCUCAUCCAAUACUGACCAGGGCCAUUCUUUUAAUGCUAACAUAAGGACUGAUGGGUUUGUUUCUGCAGUUACUGUACCAGCUCCCUCUCUAAACAUACAUGGUCAUGUAUCUGAUGCCCAUAUUAAAUUAGGAGGACUGGUUUCUGAGGUUCUUACUCCACUAUCUUCACAAAAUAUCCAUGGCCAUGUUUCUGAUGCCCAUAUUAAAGUUGGACAGCUUGUUUCUGAGGUUACUGUACCUGUUUCCUCUCCAAAUAUCCAUGGCCAUGUCUCUGAUGCCCAUAUUAAAUUAGGAGAACUGGUUUCUGAGGUUCUUACUCCACUAUCUUCACAAAAUAUCCAUGGCCAUGUCUCUGAUGCCCAUAUUAAAGUUGGACAGCUUGUUUCUGAGGUUACUGUACCUGUUUCCUCUCCAAAUAUCCAUGGCCAUGUCUCUGAUGCCCAUAUUAAAUUAGGAGAACUGGUUUCUGAGGUUCUUACUCCACUAUCUUCACAAAAUAUCCAUGGCCAUGUCUCCGAUGCCCAUAUUAAAGUUGGACAGCUUGUUUCUGAGGUUACUGUACCUGUUUCCUCUCCAAAUAUCCAUGGCCAUGUCUCCGAUGCCCAUAUUAAAGUUGGACAGCUUGUUUCUGAGGUUACUGUACCUGUUUCCUCUCCAAAUAUCCAUGGCCAUGUCUCUGAUGCAAAUAUUAAACUAGGAGAACAAGUAUCUGAGGUUCUUACUCCAAUACCUUCACAAAAUAUCCAUGGCCAUGCUUCUGAUGCCCAUAUUAAAUUAGGAGAACUGGUUUCUGAGGUUCUUACUCCACUAUCUUCACAAAAUAUCCAUGGCCAUGUCUCUGAUGCCCAUAUUAAAGUUGGACAGCUUGUUUCUGAGGUUACUGUACCGGUUCCCUCUCUAAAUAUCCAUGGCCAUGUCUCCGAUGCCCAUAUUAAAGUUGGACAGCUUGUCUCUGAGGUUACUGUACCGGUUCCCUCUCUAAAUAUCCAUGGCCAUGUCUCCGAUGCCCAUAUUAAACUAGGAGAACAAGUAUCUGAGGUUCUUACUCCAAUACCUUCACAAAAUAUCCAUGGCCAUGUCUCCGAUGCCCAUAUUAAAGUUGGACAGCUUGUUUCUGAGGUGACUUCCCCCACUGAAAAAAUGCCAGUAAUUUUCCCUCUGAUCCCUGUUAGUAUCCCAGACUCUAAUGUCCAAAACAAACCUAAAAACAAUGUCUCAGUGGGAGAUGGUGUUUCCUCAUCCAAUACUGACCAGGGCCAUUCUUUUAAUGCCAACAUAAGGACUGAUGGGUUUGUUUCUGCAGUUACUGUACCAGUUGCCUCUCCAAAUAUCUAUGGCCAUGUAUCUGAUGCCCAUAUUAAAUUAGGAGGACUGGUUUCUGAGGUUCUUACUCCACUAUCUUCACAAAAUAUCCAUGGCCAUGUUUCUGAUGCCCAUAUUAAAGUUGGAGAGCUUGUUUCUGAGGUUACUGUACCUGUUUCUUUACCAAAUAUCCACGGCCAUGUCUCUGAUGCCCAUAUUAAAUUAGGAGAAUUGGUAUCUGAGGUUCUUACUCCACUACCAUCACAAAAUAUCUAUGGCCAUGUCUCUGAUGCCCACAUUAAAAUAGGAGAACUGGUUUCUGAGGUUCUUACACCAGUACAUUUACAAAAUAUCCAUGGCCAUGCUUCUGAAUCUCAUUUUAAAGUUGGACAGCUUGUUUCUGAGGUGACCUCCCCCACUGCCUCUCGCAAUAUCCAUGGUCACGUCUCUGAUGCUCAUAUAAAGAUUGGUGAGCAUGUAUCUGAAGUACCAACCGUAACCUCCUCUUCUAAUAUCCACGGCCACGCCUCUGAUGCUCAUAUAAAGGUGGGUGAGUUUGUCUCGGAUGUCGUUUCGUCUCUCCCUCGUUGGAGCAAAUUUGGCCAUUCCUCAGACAGCACUCUUAAAGUGGGCUGUCUUAUACCGGAAGCUGAAGCAACACAUUCCCCAUUGCCUGGCAGUGUUUACGGUCACUCCUCAGAUUCUACACUGAAGGUCGGCUGUGUCGUAUCUGGCUCAGACCCACUGCCUUCGCCACUCCCUGGUAGUGUUUAUGGGCACUCCUCAGACUCCACACUGGGUGUGGGUUGUGUGGUAAUGGGGACACAGGUCCCUCAGCAGGUCCCUCUCCCAGGUAGUGCCUAUGGACACUCCUCUGACUCCAGCCUUGGUGUAGGGUGUGUGGUGCAGGGGAUCAAGCCUGGAAGCUUUUAUAGUGAAGCCCAUCAGAUCGGAUUCAAGCUGCCCACAGAGAACAAGAACAAGCCAGAGGCACAGGACGCCACAGCUGCUCCCCAAACACAGCUGCUGACUCUGAGUGAGGGUCUCAGUGCCUGGGCCCAGGGGCUUGGACUGUCUCCCUCGGAGAGACCAGAGGAUGACUACCUCCUCAGGCUGGCCUCUCAGUACCAUGCUGAGCAGUACGAGGAUUCCUACAGGCAAAUGAUGUCAGCCCCCGAUGCUCAGCUCCUGCAGCAGGUGACCCGUGGGCCGAACGUUCUCCCGGCGGAGUCGUCUGUGCACUGUGCCACAGACUCGACUGCUGUGCAGCUCAGUGAGAUGAUGCCCCUCCCCGUGCUCAUGAAACACUCCGUCACGACCCCGCUCAUCACACAUUUGUCAUUGGUGAAUAAGUCAGUGGUGGAUUAUUUCUUUGUGGAGCUGAGAGUGGAGAAGCACUUUGAAGCUUUGCGGCACUUCUUACUGAUGGAAGAUGGCGAAUUUGCGCUGUCACUUACUGACCGGCUCUUUGAGAAGUUGGGCAGUGGGCAAACCCCUGGAGAGCUCCUGACACCCCUCGUGCUGAACUCCAUCCUGAACAAGGCCAUGCAGUACAGUGUGCAUGGUGACAGUGAGCUGGCUCCUAAGUUCACCUUUGCAUUGCGUUACCUCCCCGAGGUCUUCCAUCCCCACGCUCCUGACUCACUUAACUGCCUCGAGCUGCGCUACAAGGUGGACUGGCCUCUGAAUAUCAUAAUAACAGACAGCUGUAUGAAUAAGUACAACCGGCUCUUCUCCUUCCUGCUGCAGCUCAAACACAUGGUGUGGUCUCUCAGUGACGUGUGGUUUCAUCUCAAACGCACAGCUCUGGUAAAGGGAGCAGGACGCUCGGUGCAGUUCCGUCAGCUGCAGCUUUACAGACAUGAGAUGCAGCACUUUGUGAAGGUGAUCCAGGGUUACAUCGCUAAUCAGAUCCUGCAGGUCUCCUGGAGCGAGUUCACACAAAAACUGAGCAGUGCCAAUGACCUGGACACCAUCCACCACACACACGCAGAGUACCUCAACAGGGCCAUCUUCAGGGCUCUGCUGACGGAGAAAGCCGCUCCCGUGAUGAACAUCAUCCACAGCAUCUUCAGUCUCAUCCUGAAGUUCCGUGGCCAGCUGAUCGCUCAGUCCUGGCAGACUCAGCAGGGUGAAGCGGUGCACCCGAGCUUCAUCGCCAUGCAGCAGUCAUACAACACCUUCAAGUAUUACUCUCGCUUCCUGUUCAAAGUGGUUUCCAAACUGGUGGAUAAAGGCUACCAGCCUCAUUUAGAAGACUUCCUGCUGCGGCUUAACUUCAACAACUACUACAAGGACUCAUGAUGUAUUUAUGCCUCUCAGUGAGAAAUGAUCAUGUUCAGCCUCACACUGAAGUCAGGGAGGCUUUCAGUAUGCAAAAGAUCUGCUUCUAGCUGUUCUAGCUGUCCUGUACUGAGCAGUGCUAUAUGUAUUAUAGCUGUGUGUGUUUUCACCUUUUAUACAAUGGAUUCAGUGCUCACCUGCCAUUCAGGAAUUCAGCAGUUUGCCCAGACUACUUAAUUAACUCCACAGUUAAGGACUCAAGCACCUCUUCAUGUUUGCCUACUGGACAUUGACCUGAGGAUUCGUCAUAGAAAAUUAGUGCCUGUCUGUACAGUCCAGCUUGUCCAAUUACUGCUGUUGCAAUUGAUUUUGAAUUUAAAUAAAUCUACAAGCUUAAUAGAAUUGUGUUUCCUUGACAGAAAAUGACUAAAAAGGUUAAAUCAUUUAAUUGACCAAAUUUAUCCAAUCAGAACAAACUUGGGGAAUGUUUAGAAAAAUUAAUUGAUGCUGCGUUCACACACAUUGAUUUUAUCGCUGCACUAUGAAGUGACCCAUAAGUGACUGUUCCUACUACUGGUUGCCACGGAAACAGUGUUUCUCAGUGGGCGGAGCAACCCGCAUCCCGAAUCAGUAUUCUUGCAGCUACACUGAAAUGUUCUGGAGGGAGGUUUGGUGUUUGUGUAUAAAAUCCAGCAGUGUUUAUCUGCAUAAU